AAAUGCACCAUUGUUGUAUUCCUAUUCUUGUUCCCUCCCUUCAUUUUCUGUUGUGCAACCAAACAAGCCGUGAGGGUUUAGGGUUCACCCUAUACCAUUUUCCCUCUCAAAACCACCGAACAAGAUCAAAUUAAAAUACCAAGCAGCAGCGGGAGAUGAGAAUAUCCCUGCAUUAGGUCGAAGAGACUGAUUUAACUUGUUCUCGAGAGCAGAAGUUAAACUCGCAUUUUCAGAGAAGACGAGUAAAACUAAGAUAGAGAGAAGGCCAGCCAUUGCGAAGAAGACCCAGCAAAUGUGCCCGAUUUUUUGACUCUCUUGAAGUCGACUUGCUAGAAUGCCUAUCGGCGUUCGUGAACUCACAGUAUUGGGCGAGUUCAAGCCCUUCGGCUUGAUUGCCGAGGCUCUCGACGGAAAGCCUCCAAGCAAUGUCUCCGAAAAGUUCGAUUACUUUCUCUUCGACACUGAAACCACACGAGAGCGAGAAGAGGAGGAUGAAACCGAUGCAUCCAUUGCCGCAUUCAGCGAUGGCUGUGAUCACGAGCUCUUCAUUAGAGGAAAUCGUAUCAUAUGGUCAACAGGAGCUGGGGUUUUUAAAAGAUUCACCUUACCGACCUCAGUUAUCAAGGUAUGCUGGUGUCGUCUUGGAGAGAUGACGGAAGCUUUACUAUGUGUAUUGCAAAUUGAUUGUUUAACACUAUACAACACAUCAGGUGAAGUAGUUUCUAUCCCUCUACCUCGCACCAUUACAUCAAUAUGGCCUCUUCCAUUUGGUUUGCUACUGCAGCAUGCUGCUGAAGGGAAUUCACCAACACAAAAUUAUUUUUCAUCCUCAAGUCCUUUAUUUGGCUCACGUGAGAUGUUUCAUUCUAGAAGAGAAAUUGGUCAUAGUCCACAGCACAAUUUCAGUUUCUCGAGCGCAUCUGACUGCGCAAUCAAAGGGGAGCCCACCAAAACUUCUUCACAUCUUAUUCUAAAGGAUGCAUUGGAAGAACCACAGUUAACCUAUAUUGAAGAAAGGGGGAAACUCAACAUAAUGAAGGAUUUUGAUGAAGAAACAAUAUGGACUAGCAAUCGGAUUCCUCUAAUGGCAUCAUAUAAUAAAGGAAAGAAGCAACACUCAGUGUGGGUUGUAGACGUUAUCAGUCCUAACCUUGAAAUGGCAAAUUCUUCUGUGAGUGAGGCAAUUCCAGCUGCCAGGUUGCCACGGCAAUUUUCUUUUCGUAAAGUAUGGCAGGGGAAGGGUGCCCAAUCGUCUGCCUCUAAGGUUUUUCUGGCAACUGAUGACGAUGCAGCUCCUGUAGUGUGUUUUCUUCUUCAAGAGCAUAAAAAGUUGUUGUCUGUAAGGCUUCAAAGUGUUGAAAUCAAUAAUGAGAUUAUCUUUGAUGUUAAGCCUGACAUGAGCUGGAGCAUACCUGCAAUUGCAGCUGCACCUGUGAUUGUAACACGCCCAAGAGUGAAAAUGGGACUCCUGCCAUAUGUGGACAUCAUUGUUUUAGGUCCGGAAAGCACAUUCCUUCUCUAUUCAGGGAACCAAUGCCUGUGUCGAUUUUUAUUACCUUCUCAUCUUGGUCAAGGAGAUCUCUCCCCUAAUCCAAAAUUUCCGGAUAGUGCAUCUAUUCCCCAUGACUUAAAGAUGGUUGGUUUGGCUGAUGCAGUGGAGGGGCGUGUAAACAUAGUAUUAAAUAGUGGACAGAUGUUUCGAUGUGCUCUACGGAGAAGCCCUUCAUCUUCCUUAGCAAACGAUUGCAUCACAGCAAUGGCUGAAGGGCUUGGUUCCAGUUUCUAUAAUCAUUUUUUAGGUCUACUUUGGGGAGACGGCGACUCCGCCUAUUUGUCAAAGGCUGAUUCUAGUGUUAACUCUGAAUGGGAUUCAUUUUGUAGUGUCAUUUUGCAAAUGUGCAGAAAGACUAGUGUCAUAUCUCAAAAAACUACAAAUUCGGUGACGCCUUCAGCUUGGGAUUUCCUCUUGAACAGCAAAUUUCACAAUAACUAUAGCAAAAGUAAUUUUCUUUCUGGUAUUUCUCUUAUAACAACACCUCGUGAUGGUUGGGAUAUGGAUUCUUUAGGACCAGAUAUUUAUUGUAAACAAAGCUCAGGAAAAGGCUUUUACUCUGAACUAUUGAAGGAAGUUUUGGAAACUCUGCACGCGUUGUAUGAAUGUCUAAAAUUGGAUAAUCUUCGCAAAUGGGACUUGGAGUCUCUGGCUGUUCUUUUGUGCAGUAUUGCCAAAUUUCUUGGUGAGGAAAUUUAUCUUGAUCAUUAUGUACGAGAUUUUCCUGGUCUUUUGAAGAAGUUUGGCAUGUGCAAACCAUCUUUCUCUCAGACGAGUCCUCCUAGUUUAUUCAGAUGGCUUGAAAUGUGUUUGCAACAUGGCUGCACCUCUGCAAAUAAAAAUGAUCUUCCACCUUUAGUUCGUAAAGAUGGAAGUAAUGUUGUGAGCUGGGCGCGAAAGAUAGUCUCCUUUUACAGUUUACUCUGUGGUGCUAAACAGACAGGGAAGAAGCUUUCAUCUGGUGUUUACUGUAGUAUUGCAAUGGGUUCAUACUGCAGUGCUGACGAGCUUACUGUCUUGGCUAUGGUUGGGGAAAGGUUUGGAUUGCAACAACUUGAUUCACUGCCGUCUGGUGUGUCACUUCCUUUGCGACAUGCACUGGAUAAGUGUCGUGAAUCUCCGCCAACUGACUGGCCUUCAGCUGCAUAUGUUCUUCUUGGUAGAGAAGAUUUAGCUUUGUCAUGCUCGGCUCUUUUAUGCAAGUCAAAGGAGCUUGGAAAUCAAGCCAUUGUGAAUCUGAUCUCCAUGUCCGCACCUUACAUGUUACAUUUGCAUCCAGUGGUAAUUCCUUCUACAGUUUUGGAUACAAUUGGAUUGGAGAGUACAAAGAUUGAAGAUACAGAUACUGUUGAUGGGUCAGCGACUGAUGGUAUGGACCAUAUCUUCAACUCUAGCACUCAGUUGCAUUAUGGUCGAGAUCUGCGAUUGAAUGAGGUUAGACGGCUUCUGUGCUCUGCAAGACCAGUGGCGAUUCAAACACCUGUGAAUCCUAGUGCAUCUGAUCAAGACCUCCAGCAGGCUCAGCUAUGGCAUUUUGCACAAAGGACCACUGCUCUUCCUCUUGGCCGUGGGGCAUUUACUCUUGCAACUAUAUAUACACUUCUAACGGAGGCCUUCACGGUCCCAAAGCUAGUUUUAGCUGGUCGGUUGCCUGCUCAACAAAAUGCAACUGUUAAUUUGGACCCAAAUAUAAGGAAUAUACAAGAACUCAAAUCCUGGCCAGAGUUUCAUAAUGCUGUAGCUGCUGGGCUAAGGCUGGCUCCCCUUAAGGGGAAAAUGUCAAGAACAUGGAUAAUCUAUAACAAACCUGAGGAACCAAAUGCAGUUCAUGCAGGACUUCUCCUUGCACUGGGUUUGCAUGGAUAUUUGCGUGUUUUGACUAUCUCUGACAUAUACCAGUAUUUGCAACAGGAACAUGAGAACACAACUGUGGGAUUAAUGCUUGGCCUGGCAGCAUCUUAUAGGGGGACAAUGCAACCUGCAAUAUCAAAGUCUCUUUAUGUUCACAUACCUUCUCGACAUUCAUCAUCCUUUCCGGAGUUGGAGUUGCCAACCCUUCUACAGUCUGCAGCACUACUGUCAGUUGGGCUUCUUUAUGAAGGAUCAGUGCACCCGCAAACAAUGCAGAUUCUUCUGGGUGAAAUAGGCCGUAGAAGUGGAGGUGACAAUGUUCUUGAAAGAGAAGGUUAUGCUGUUUCAGCUGGAUUUUCACUGGGCCUUGUUGCACUUGGUCGUGGGAGAGAUGCAGUUGGCUUCAUGGAAACUUUGGUUGAUCGUCUGUUCCACUACAUUGGUGGUAAAGAAGCUCAUAGUGAAAGAUUUCCAUUCUUGAUGCCCUCGACAGAUGAACACAGCCGUGCUGCUGGACAGAUGAUGGAUGGAACUGCAGUUAACAUUGAUGUCACCGCACCUGGAGCUACAAUUGCAAUUGCUCUAAUGUUUCUAAAGACUGAAUCUGAAGCGAUAGUGUCAAGGCUCUCAAUUCCACAGACACAUUUUGAUUUGCAGUAUGUGAGGCCUGACUUCAUAACGCUUCGUGUAAUUGCUCAGAAUUUGAUAAUGUGGAGCAGGGUUCAACCCUCCAAAGACUGGAUUCAGUCUCAAAUUCCUGAAAUCAUCAAAAGCAGCAUCAGUGAUCUCCAUAAUGAUGAUAGUGAUAUUGAUGAAAUGGAUGCUGAAACAUUUGUCCAGGCUUAUGUCAACAUAGUGGCUGGAGCAUGCAUUUCUAUUGGUUUGAGAUUUGCUGGCACAAUGAAUGGAAAUGCGCAGGAGUUACUUUACGAAUAUGCUGUCUACUUUCUUAAUGAGAUCAAGCCUGUUUCUUCAACUAGUGGAAAUAAUUUUUCCAAGGGAUUGUCUCGCUACAUUGAUCGGGGAACAUUGGAAAUUUGCCUUCACCUAAUUGUUCUUUCCUUAUCUGUGGUUAUGGCUGGUUCUGGACAUCUUCGAACAUUUCGUUUAUUGAGAUUUCUUCGAAGUCGUAACUCUUCGGAUGGGCAUACUAAUUAUGGCAUUCAGAUGGCGGUAAGCUUAGCAAUUGGUUUCUUGUUUCUUGGUGGGGGAAUGCGAACAUUUUCGACUAGCAACACUGCAAUUGCUGCUCUGCUGAUUACCCUUUAUCCACGCUUGCCUGCUGGACCAAAUGACAAUCGUUGCCACCUUCAGGCAUUCAGGAAUUUGUAUGUCCUCGCUACCGAGGCUCGCUGGAUUCAGACUGUUGAUGUUGACAGUGGUCUGCCUGUGUAUGCCCCGCUUGAAGUUACAAUUAGAGAAACAGAACAUUAUUCAGAAACAAGUUUUUGUGAGAUUACCCCGUGCAUUCUGCCAGAACGUUCUAUAUUGAGAAGAAUACGUGUUUGUGGCCCUCGGUACUGGACUCAAGUGAUCGAUCUUGUGCCUGAAGACAAAUCCUGGUGGAGUUUCAGGGACAAGAAUGACCCAUUCAAUUCUGGCGUUCUCUAUAUCAAACGGAAGGUUGGAGCUUGUUCGUAUGUUGAUGAUCCCAUAGGGUGCCAGUCGCUGCUUUCACGAGCAAUGCAUAAGGUUUCUGGUUUGACAAGUUUAAAAGCAUGUGAUACAAGUAUCAACUGCCCUUGUGGACCUGGUUCUGUUACUGUUGAUCAGUUGGUCAGCACCUUUUCUUCUGAUCCAAGCUUAAUUGCUUUUGCCCAACUAUGCUGCAACCCGUCAUGGAGUAACAGAUCUGACGUUGAUUUCCAAGAAUUUUGUUUACAAGUAUUAUUUGAGUGCAUAAGCAAAGACAGACCUGGUCUGUUAACGGUCUACUUGUCAUUAUAUAUGACACUUGGGUCAAUGGCUGAUCAGGUUGCCAAUGUUACUAAUGCUCUCAGUGACUCACUUUCUAUUUGCAAUUUAAAGCUUGCACUAACAUACAAUGAGGCAAUUUUGGGCGGAAAAUUGGCCACUUCGAGAGGUGGCAUUAUUCAAUCAAUCUUUCUAGGGUCUGUUAGGAAGCGGAUAGAAGAACUCCUAAACUGUUCAGAGGGAUUGAGAAAUGAUUUAUGUAACUAUUUGAUGUUGGGAAGAUGGCCUGACGAAGCAGAGGGAGAUAAAAAUUCAGUACUUCUUUCUUGGUACCUUCAAUGGUUCGGUAUACCUGCGUCAUCUGUUGUCAAGGCAGUGGUGGAUAAAAUAAAGCCCAAGCUCUUAUCAUCUUCUUCAGUCCCCCUGCUGCGUUUGUCACUUCCAGGCACUCACAUGAAUGCCAUUAGAGAUAUAGAUAAGUUACUGUUUUCUCCCCAAGUCAACAACUGAUGCUCAGAUGGUGAACUUCAUAGAAAAGAGAAACCAUAUGUUUCCCUUGUAUAUUUUUGGUUGCUUCUGCAUGCAGCUCCUCAGCGGUUUAUGUUAGUUUCUUGAAGAGAAGAACCAUGAGGCUGUUUCAGGUCUUUCAAAUUUGGAAGGUUCUGGUUUGACAAAAGAUAGCAAAGUGCAGGUAUUACUACCAUUUCAGAAUGAAGAUAAACCUGGAAUACGGUUAUUUCUAACGCUUGCUUAACUUCUGUCGAACAGCUUCUUCUGAAUUGGGUCUCACCAAGAAGAAAAGGGUGCAAUGCUACCAUUCAUGUGAAGUCGACCUGGAGCAAGGAGUCUUACGUUGACUGUCAUGCUCAACUAAUGGUAGAUGAGCCAAAUACCUCCAUCAUGCAGUUUUGUUUCUAAAUCGAGUAUCUGGCACAUUAUCAUCUUUGUUAUUAUCAAAGCUUAUAUCCCAAAUAAAUUGGGAUGACCUACAUGAUCAAACAUAGUGUGUGUGUAUUUGAUUACAGUGUAAAUUAAAUGAUUGCGUACCAGGUCGCUGAUAGGGCCUUUUUUUUGUAUGAUCUUAGUGAUUUGCAAAAGUAUUAAGUCUUUUUGA
Tripterygium wilfordii is the source of this 6431-nucleotide messenger RNA. Its product is annotated as anaphase-promoting complex subunit 1. Bases 335 to 5827 code for a protein of 1830 amino acids. Gene Ontology annotation, molecular function: molecular adaptor activity. Lineage: Eukaryota; Viridiplantae; Streptophyta; Magnoliopsida; Celastrales; Celastraceae. Gene Ontology annotation, biological process: anaphase-promoting complex-dependent catabolic process; protein K11-linked ubiquitination; metaphase/anaphase transition of mitotic cell cycle. The transcript is spliced from 37 exons. Gene Ontology annotation, cellular component: anaphase-promoting complex. The record is from RefSeq and is a predicted model, not a curated record.